Molecule: messenger RNA, 915 nt
Organism: Oppia nitens
Lineage: Eukaryota; Metazoa; Arthropoda; Arachnida; Sarcoptiformes; Oppiidae
Product: retinol dehydrogenase 11-like
Exons: 4
Coding region: 1-915 (304 amino acids)
Source: RefSeq, a predicted model, not a curated record
AUGUAUGAAAUAAAAACAGGUAAUCGACGAAAAUGUGAUAGCGAUCGCCGUUUGGACGGCCAGAUAGUAGUCAUUACCGGUGCCAACACCGGUAUUGGCAAAGUAACGGCUCUGGAGCUCAGCAAACGCGGAGCAAAGAUAAUUAUUGGUUGUCGUGAUGUGGAAAAAGCUACGAAAGCUGUUAACGAUAUAAAAACUGAUAACCCGGACGCUGACAUUGUUGUCCACAAACUUGACUUAUCGUCGCUAAAAUCUGUCCGCAUGUUUGCCGAUGAAGUCAAACAAUGUGUGGACAGACUGGACAUAUUGGUCAACAAUGCCGGUGUUAUGAUGUGUCCCGAGUGGAAAACAAUGGACGGAUUUGAACUACAGUUUGGCACCAAUCAUCUGGGUCAUUUUUUGUUAACAAUGCAUUUAUUACCGUUAAUAAAACAAGCAUCAACUGCACGUAUAAUUACUGUAUCCUCUAGUGGACAUAUGAUGGGCAAAAUUCAUUUGGAUAAUAUCAAUUUGCGUAACGGUGCCUACACUAGCUGGAAGGCCUACGCCCAGAGCAAACUGGCCAAUGUAUUGUUUACACGGGAACUGGCCCGACGACUGGGUGGACUCAACAGUAAUGUCAAAACCUAUUGUGUACAUCCCGGUCCUGUCAAUACUGAUCUACAGCGACAUAGAGACGGUGGACCAGCCGGUAGACUGCUAUUGAAAUGUAUUGGACUGACACCCGAAAUGGGAGCACAAACAUCACUGUAUUGUGCACUGGAUGCAGAUCUCGACAAACAAACUGGUUGUUAUUAUGCUAAUUGUCGUAAAGUGAAUAAUAUGAUAUCGACGGCAACCGAUGACCGUAUGGCCGAACUCUUGUGGGACAUGAGUUGCAAUUUGGUUAAUCUUGAAGACAAUCUUAAGAUAUAA